AUGCCACAACAGACACACCAACGCCGAAACGCCUACGUCUUCGACGAAGAGUCAUCGAAUGAUCCAAACGAACCUCGCACUCGCGAACGUGAAAUGCACGAACCAGCACAAAGAACACCAAGUGUUACGUUCUUGAGAGAAGGGAGGCAAGUCGUCGAGAAGGGAGCGAGAAGCGGAGCUAACGGUGAAGGCGAAGAGGGGUGGUUCCAUGGUUCAAAAUCGGAGGAAGAGUCCAACAAGGCAAAGUCAAUCAUGGCGGCCAAGAAAGGAUCAUUAACUUUGUCAAAUGGCGACAUGAUCCAUAAUGGAAGAGUGUUUAGAUGUGGAUCAGCGAAAAUGGAGGACGCACUGACUCCUUUGUCACCCCACCUCACGAGAAAGUUAAAAGCUUUGAAAUCAUUUAUCCCGUUACCGGUGUUUGAUGAGGACUUCUUGCUGAAGGACCAGAAAGCGUGGUCUCUUCUACCACCAAAGUCAGAAGAUAAAGUUGAAAAGGAAAAACGGAUGUAUGGGGGGGAAGGACCGGUGGAAGAACUCACGAUGAAUUUUGAAGCAUGGAGCGAUUGCAUGGAGCUGUUUUGUGUACACUUACGAGCAGCUGACUGGGAACCAGUUGCAGAGAAGUUCGAACAUUAUAUGACCAUCGUGAAGAAGAUACGCAAAGACUUCGGCUGGAUGGUGGCUUUGCGAUAUUGCCGCUUGGUCCGUCAAGGGGUGAUGAGAGAAACCAUCGAUGGAUCUUUAGGAAACUGGGCGGAGUUGCAAGAUCAUUUGUUAACUCAGGCUAAGACAAAGGCAGAAAGUUUCAACGAACGAGCUUACAAAACUAAUCCCUAUGCAGAAGGUGGACCGAAGGCGUCCAUAUGUCCAUAUACAAACCAACCGAAACCGUCGAGCUUAAAACACGUCGCAAGUACGACAGCACAGUCCGCUAGUAAUCAAGCAAGUCAGGCGGUAAAUCGACACGCCAGCACUAGUUCGUACCGAGGAAAUGGAAACUGGAAACGAUACCAGGGAAGCUAUCGAGAUACUUAUCGAGAACCUGCACGCGAGCAAUACCGGGGUGGUGAUCAGCGGGACACCAGAGGUCCGAAGUGGGGAGAAGGGAAGCGAAGAGAGCGGAGCAGAAGCCCAGAGAAGCGCUAUGGAAGACGAGGAGACGGGAAAUGGAAACGAUCGUGA
Melampsora larici-populina 98AG31 is the source of this 1182-nucleotide messenger RNA. RefSeq lists its product as uncharacterized. NCBI's taxonomy places the organism in Eukaryota, Fungi, Basidiomycota, Pucciniomycetes, Pucciniales, Melampsoraceae. The coding region runs from base 1 to 1182 and encodes 393 amino acids. The transcript has a single exon. The record is from RefSeq and is a predicted model, not a curated record.